UCUCCCUCCCUCCCUCUCUCCUCGGAACUCUGUUCGCUUCUUCAGCGGAGCUCUUCUCCAACAAGCCUGCGUCCAUAUUUCUCCUUGUAAGAUCUGAUUCAAUUUCAAUCCCCACUCUCCAACCACCCCCGACCCAAAAAGGAUAUUAAGACAGAAUGAAAGAGAUCCCGAGACCGAGAUUGGGAAGAAGAUCGUCACGACCGUCGUCCAUCAUGGCCCGAAGCGGCAGCAAGUUCGAGGCCGUUCUCCGCAGGAACACCGACAGGAUCAGCUUCGUCCUCAUCUACACCCUCCUGGAGUGGCUCCUCAUCGCCCUCCUCCUCGUCGACGGCCUGCUCUCCUCCCUCGCCUCCCGCUUCGCCGCCUUCUUCGGCCUCCACCCGCCCUGCGUCCUCUGCUCCCGCCUCUCCGCCGACCGCCGCCGCCGCCCCCUCCUCCUCCUCUGCGACGCCCACGCCGCCGACCUCUCCCGCCUCGGCUUCUGCUCCCUCCACCGCCGCCUCGCCCCCGCCGCCGACAUGUGCCACCCCUGCUCCUCCUCCCGCCCCACCGCCUCCUCCCGCCCCGUCGCCGCCCUCCUCUCCUACGACGCCGCCCACGGCCGGCGCGGGAACCGCUUCACCUGCUCUUGCUGCGAAGCCGACUUCGGCGACGGCGGCGAGUUUGCGCCGCCUUACUUCCUCCUGCAGCCCUCCUGGGACGCCGCCGUCGGCGAUGGGAGAGAAGACCGUCGUCUCGAAGGACUGGACGGGGAUUUCAUUUUUGACGUGGAAGACGGGAAGAUCGGCAGCGUCCUCGCGCUCGAUCAGGAAGACGAUAAUUCGAUCGAGCUCGUCGCUUUGCAGUUCAGCAAUGCGCCUGAUGAGGAGCGCCGGCUUCCGUUGGAGUUGAUUGAUUCGAUAACCGAGAUGAAAAGGUCGAUGGGGGUCGAGGAGAAGGCAGUGUCGCAUUCGGCGGACGGCAUAUCCAAUCAUGAACGUGAAGCAGAGGCGUCGUCGCCGGAAGAAGAAGCACGAGCUUGCGCGGAGGAGGAGGAGGAGGAGGACGACGACGACGACAACUCGGCAGACGCGGAGGCUAAUUGUGAAAUAUCGAUCGGGAGUGAGAUUUGUGACGAGGAACAGCCGGCACCGGCUCGGUUUCAGGAACAAGUUCGUGAAAUGACUAGCACCGAAAGCCUCAAUGAUGCAGCAGGCGACGAAGGCCAAGCUAGUGAACCUGAACUUCAUGAGGUUGUUGAGGACGGAGGAGCACACGAGACGCCAACUCAUAGUGAAGUUAUUCAUGGUCUACACAAAAGAUUUUUCUUUGAAAGAAGAGAAUCUGGGGCCGAGCCUUUGGACGGUAGUUUGGCUGGCGAGCUUGAUGGGGGCGAGCCAAUUAGCGUCGGUCAGCUUAGAUCUGCUCUGAAAUCUGAGCGCGAGGCAUUAAACGCUUUAUAUGCGGAGCUCGAGGAAGAGAGGAGCGCUUCUGCUGUAGCCGCCAGCGAGACCAUGGCAAUGAUAAACCGGCUUCAAGAGGAGAAAGCUGCGAUGAAGAUGGAAGCGCUGCAAUACCAACGGAUGAUGGAGGAGCAGUCGGAGUACGAUCAAGAAGCACUUCAGCUUUUGAAUGAGUUGCUGGUGAAGAGGGAGAAGGAGAAGCAAGAGUUAGAGAAGGAGCUCGGGGUUUAUCGGGAAAGGGUCCUAAUCUAUGAGACCAAGGAGCUGAAAAGAACGGAGAGGCAAAAGAAAAAUGGAAAGGAAAAUGGAUUAUCGUCUCCUUCUUCUACUUCUUCCACCUCCUCUAGUGCUGAAGAGAGCGAUGAUGGUCUGUUGUUUGAUUAUUGCGAGGGAGGUGAUAUGGCGUGCAGUCUUGACCAAAGCAAUGGAACUACUACUGACGUACAAGUAGAAACUGCGAAGCAUCUAGUUGAUGAAUCCUUAGCUGAUUUCGAGGAGGAGAGGCUCUCCAUCCUAGAACAGCUGAAGACAUUGGAGGAAAGGCUUUUCACGUUGGAAAAUGAGGACUCUGAUCACGUACAAAUGACGGAGGAUAUGUCGGAAGGGAACCACCAUGAAUUGAAUGGAGAUCACAGGUCUUUAGUAGAUAUUUCGGAUGGUGCAGUGAAUGGUUUUUCUGAUGUCGUGGAUGAUAAUAUUGGCAAGCUUCACUAUGAGGGAAAGAACGCAGGUUGUAGAGGGAAGAGGCUUCUCCCUCUCUUUGAUGCCGCCGCUUUUGAGACUGAAGAUGGUGUGCCCGCAGAGCAAGACGCGGUUCUGGGCAGUGCUUCUCCAGAAGCUGUUUCUGAGCUUGCGAAAGAGCAAGAGAAGCUCUUGAUUGCCGAGGAGAUUGAUGAUUUGUACGACAGGCUACAAGCUCUUGAGGCGGAUAGAGAGUUUCUCAAGCACUGUAUAAAAUCCUUGAAGAAAGGAGAUAAGGGAUUGAAUCUUCUUGAAGAGAUCUUGCAACAUCUUCGUGACCUUAGGAGCGUGGAGCUGCGGGUGAGGAAGGCCGGGGAUGAUGCUGUUGCCUUACAAACUGUGUAAUUCACUCAAUUAGAAGACCAAGAAUGUUUAAUUUUGCUGAUGAUCUGCGGUCGAAGUUGGUUAAACAACGCAAAAGUGAACGAUACACGCGAUGCCGCAACGAAGAAGUUUUUAUAUAGCAAAUGAGAAUUCGUAAUUUUUUUAAAAAAAUAUUUUCUCCUUUUUGGUUAUUAUAUAACCUUUCCUGAACGGCGAAGGUCUGUAUUAAAACCCUUCAUGAUGAUGCAGUAGAGAGAUCAUGGCUUGCAAAGCUGGCUAGGUAUUCAUAGCAAGAUUGAAGGAGAAAAAGGAAGGGUGUGCUAAAGCUAAAGUGGAGCUUCCCUUUAGUUCUUUUCCUUUUUGUUAUUUAUUAAUUUUCAUAGUGAGAGAAAGUGCUAGUUGUAUGAUGAUGAUCCUUAAUUAUGGGCUUUUUUUUGUGUAUAUUGUAUUAUAUUAUAUUAUAUUAUAUUAUAUUAUUUGUUUGAGAGACGUUGUGUGUAAUUUUUUUGGUUUCCCUUUUAUACAGCAAAGGUGCUUGAGACUGGUUUUCACAAUCACUCCAUCUUGUAACUUUAAACAUGAUUUGUUGGUAAUGAGAAUAUUAAUUGGUAA
Ananas comosus (pineapple) is the source of this 3119-nucleotide messenger RNA. RefSeq names its product myosin-binding protein 3. The transcript is spliced from 4 exons. Lineage: Eukaryota; Viridiplantae; Streptophyta; Magnoliopsida; Poales; Bromeliaceae. Bases 156 to 2528 code for a protein of 790 amino acids. The record is from RefSeq and is a predicted model, not a curated record. Gene Ontology annotation, molecular function: myosin binding.